AUGGAGGUGAGGAUCAAAUCAUGGAUGGAACCGAUACCGGAACCAAUGGAGUUAGUGUUCACUUUAAGGAUUCCCAAUGAUGUAAGUCGUUUAAUGAGAUUUAUCUCUAGUGUAUAUGUUAGUUCACUUCCAUCUGUACUUAUUUUAGUGGAAGACACUAUACCAUAUUUAGCACCAAAUUCUUUGCCUAUUUCAUGCAUGGUAUGGAAUGUGCAAGGAGCCGGUAGUCGUACCUUUAUUAGUGCACUACGGGAUGUAACAAGAAAUCAUAAACCUAAUGUGUUUGCACUUGUGGAAACUCAUAUGGGGGUUCAACAAGCUGAGAGAAUUGCUUCUAUAGUAGGAUAUGCAGGUCAUACUAGAAUGGAUGCUCAAGGUUUUAGUUGGGGGAUUUGGGUGUAUUGUAAACCGAAACUUGUAACAGUGGAACCGAUUAUACAACACAACCAACAUAUAACUAUGGAUAUUAGAAGGGUAGGAGGUGAUCCUUGGUAUUUUACAGCACUUUAUGCUAGCCCGAAUCAAACAAAAAGGAGUGAUUUAUGGCGUGAGAUUAAAGAUUUUUUUGCAACACAUAACCAGCUGUGGAUGCUAGCUGGUGAUUUCAAUGAUACUCAAUUUGGUUAUGAGCAGAGUACAUCUUGUCCCGAAACUUCUAGACGUGCAGCUAGGUUCAAUGAGUGGGUAGAAGAUAUGAAUUUAUUGGAAUUUAGUGGUCCGAAUCAUACUUGGGCUCGAGGAAACUCUAUGGCUACUCGUACUAGUGCUCGUCUCGACAGGGCUUUAUGUAACGGAGAAUGGAGUCUGCGAUUUGCUAAUGCCGAGGCAAGGAAUUUACCUGCGGUUUAG
Chenopodium quinoa (quinoa) is the source of this 849-nucleotide messenger RNA. RefSeq lists its product as uncharacterized. Lineage: Eukaryota; Viridiplantae; Streptophyta; Magnoliopsida; Caryophyllales; Amaranthaceae. Gene Ontology annotation, molecular function: catalytic activity. The record is from RefSeq and is a predicted model, not a curated record. The transcript has a single exon. The coding region runs from base 1 to 849 and encodes 282 amino acids.